Molecule: messenger RNA, 5701 nt
Organism: Gadus chalcogrammus (walleye pollock)
Lineage: Eukaryota; Metazoa; Chordata; Actinopteri; Gadiformes; Gadidae
Gene: znrf3
Product: zinc and ring finger 3
Exons: 8
Coding region: 284-2929 (881 amino acids)
Biological process (GO): ubiquitin-dependent protein catabolic process; Wnt receptor catabolic process; negative regulation of canonical Wnt signaling pathway
Molecular function (GO): ubiquitin protein ligase activity; frizzled binding
Source: RefSeq, a predicted model, not a curated record
CAAUCACGUGUUUGGAGAUCAAAGGAGAUCUGCUUUGUAGGGUGGGGGUGAGAAAGAGAGGAGAGUUAGAGAAAGAGGGAGGGAGGGAGGGAGAGAGAGUGUAAUUGACGAGGCUGCAGUGGUGAAUAAACGCGCUCCGGUCUCGCUGCAGCUUUUAUUGCACAAUUCCGGGUCCGCUGCGUUUCGUUCGCCUUUUCGACCGUUCCGAACAGACUCGAUUCCUUCGAUCCAUCCGAUCAGCCUUGGAAACUAUGUUCCGAUCGGCGCAGAUCCAGCCGGCAAGAUGAUGCUGUUCCCUCUGCGCCUGGCCCUGGACCCCGACUCGGUGGUCCUGGUGAUCUUCGUGGUCUCCACGUCACUCGGCUCCGUGGUCGCUAAGGACACCGCGUUUGUGGAGGUGGUUCUGUUCGAGUCGAGUCCCAAUGGAGAUUACACCACGUACACGACCGGGCUGCAAGGACGCUUCUCCAAAGCUGGGGCCACUAUCAGCGCGGAGGGGGAGAUUGUCCAAAUGCAUCCCCUGGGACUGUGUAACAACAAUGAUGAUGAGGACCUCUAUGAGUAUGGAUGGGUAGGAGUGGUGAAGCUGGAGCAACCCGAGCUGGACCCGAGCUGUCUCACCGUGCUGGGAAAGGCAAAAAGAGCUGUUCAGAGGGGGGCAACUGCUGUCAUCUUUGACGUGUCGGAGAACCCAGAUGCUAUCGACCAGCUGAACCAGGUGGGCGAGGACCCCCUUAAGCGGCCAGUGGUCUACGUCAAGGGAAACGACGCCAUGAAGCUGAUGAACAUCGUGAACAAGCAGAAAGUCGCCCGCGCUCGCAUACAGCACAGACCCCCCAAGCAGCCCACGGAGUACUUUGACAUGGGCAUAUUCCUGGCCUUCUUUGUAGUCGUUUCCUUGGUCUGCCUUAUCCUGCUCAUCAAGAUCAAACUGAAACAAAGAAGAAGCCAGAGCUCUCUGAACCGGAUGGCCAUCCAGGCUCUGGAGAAGAUGGAGACGCGCAAGUUCAAGGCCAAGGUCAAAGGUCAGCGGGAGAGCAGCUGUGGGGCAUCUGAUUGGCUGAGCAGCAGCUCCACCUCAGACUGUGCCAUCUGCCUGGAGAAGUACAUUGACGGGGAGGAGCUGCGAGUCAUCCCGUGUGCUCAUCGCUUCCAUAAGAAGUGUGUGGACCCCUGGCUGCUGCAGCACCACACCUGCCCCCACUGCAGGCACAACAUCCUCGAACAAAAGAAGGGGACCCCCGGGUCGGUGUGCAUGGAGCCGGCCAGCUCAGUCCACAGCCGCCAGCAGAGGGUAGUGCUGCCCGUCCACUACCCAGGCAGGGUGCACCGCGCUGGGCAGGUGACGGCAUACCCCACCCGCACCAGCAUGGACCCCCACGGCAACCCCAUCACUGUGCUGACGGUGGACCAGCAUCCGGACCCCCAGGGUCUCUACCCGGCUCAGUCCACCUCUGCAGCCUUCCUCCGCAGCUACCAUCCCACACUACACCUGGACCACUCACUCAACCCCCACCACUGUGGGCUGGAGCACCGCGGACCCCCCGCCUACCCUGCUGCGCAGCCCCCCCACCACACGGCCUUCAAGAGACCCAAGUUCCACGGCGGACGCAGCUUCUCGCGGGCCACCUGCUUCUCGCAGUACGAGACCAUGUACCAGCACUACUACUUCCAGGGCCUUACGUUCCCCCAGCCACCCGACGGGGCCCAGGGACCAGCCAUGGCGGGGCUGCUGAACGGCGGGGCGGGCCCCCACAAGGGCCACCACGGCAGGGCCUUUCAGCAGGGCCUGCUGUAUCCAACAGUGAUGCACAUGGGGCCGGCCUCCAGCUCACGGAUGGCCGACACGGGGAGCGUGUCGGGCCUGGGCUGUUACCACGGCCACCGCUCGGUGUGCAGCGGCUAUCUGGCGGACUGCCCCGGCAGCGACAGCAGCAGCAGCAGCUCGGGCCAGUGCCACUGCUCCUCCAGCGACUCCAUGCUGGACUGCACCGAGGUCAGCAACCAGGGCGUGUACGGCAGCUGUUCCACCUUCCGCAGCUCGCUGAGCAGCGACUACGACCCCUACGUCUACCGCAGCAAGAGCCCCUGCAGGACCUCGGCGGGGGCGGAGACGGGCGCAGUGCCAGCUGACGACUCGCUCAGCCCCGCCCCCUCGGGACACGAGUGCCCGCCGGGCCAGCCCGCCGGGGCGCCAGGGGGCUGCAGCCUGGAGGCCAACCAAAGCAGUCGUUCAUCUCUGGAGACCCGGGAGAGCGGGGGGGCUUCGUCAGCAGGGGUCCCGCCUUGCGCAGCGGACCGGGGGAGCCGGGCUCUGGAGGAGUCGGGGGACCCUGGGCCUCCGGGGCCCGGGACCUGUGGCUGCUGCUUGGAGGGACCCCCUCCAAAUGCCGAGCGCAAGGUGCAGGACCGAGGGGGGCCGAUGGGCCGGGGCUGUCGCUUAGGGGCGGAGUUUCAGAGCGCCGCCUUGAAGAAGUGUUUUGCCCCUGAGCACAUGUGCCCGCCAUCGGAGCAGGGGGGGUACGAUGGGGGGCCCUGCUGCUUCUACAAGGAGAGGAAGGUGCACCGCGUGGCGCGCUAUGCCGAGGACUACGCCGUCAACGUGCUGUACGCGCACACAGACUCAGAUGCUUGCUCUGGGCAGGGACGCUGUGAACUUAGCCAGAGAAUACCCAUAAUUCCCGAGGACACAGACUAUGAGUUGGGUGCAGCGACAGAGACCCUCUUGCCGGCCAAUGGGACGACGGAGGCAGAGGCCCAAUCAGGGAGGCCGCAGGCGGACAGGAGGGCGGGGUACUUGUCCUCGGGACAGUUCAUAGGUCAGGUGUACCCACAGGAGGAGGAGAGGAGGGCCCUGGUCCAACCCCAUGGCCCAACAAGCAACAAGGAAUCGGGAAGCAAUACAUUUUCAAGUGAACGGGGACUGUAAGGACUUAGCAUUUAUACUGCCACGUCGAUGUUACAAUGCAAGCCAACCGGUCAAUCAGGCGAUCAAAUUAAAGCCCUUAGUUGCCUUGCAGUCGCCUUUUUUGCAAAACUCUGAAUGUUAGCGUUUUUGAUAGUGUAAUAUUUCUACUGAAAAUGAUGGUUGGCAGAUACACAGUUUAUUCAAUUCAGUACUAGGGCUACAAAACGUCUCGAGACAUGGACCAGCUGGUACUAAAAGCUUUGUUGGGGCCUCGUAACACAAACUGGAGCAGCUUGGACACAAUGCCCCUCUCCAAGGGUUCUGCCGUCACAUAAUGGUAACCAGGGUUCUGCCAUCCCAUAAUGGUAACUAGGGUUCUGCCAUUCCAUAAUGAUUACAACGUUUCUGCCAUCCCAUAAUGGUAACAAGGGUUCUGCCAUCCCAUAUUGGCGUUGUAACUGGUCCCCUACUUUCAUUUGUAUGCUUGUCACUUGAAAUCAAGCUUCCUUUUUUUGUGCAACUGGUUUGAUUUAGAUCUUUCACUUCAUGUAACUUCAUCAUCAUGUGUUUACGUGAAAAUUGAAAAGGCUAUAAUGCUUCAUCAACCACAAACUCGAGUAGAAACCGCUGUAUGGAUGAGCUUCACCAGAACUCAAAGAAAUGAGCUGUGUUCGUAAUCGUUCCCUAUUCACUCACUCACUAUUCGCUAUAUAGUGUUUAUGAUAUAGUGAACUAUAUAGGGAACGAACAAACGAGAAUUCGGACACUACGCUAAACAUUAAAAAAAAAUGAAUGAAAUUAACCACUGAGAAUUUGAACACCACUACAAAAUGGCGAGCACCCUAUAUAGUGCACUAUAUCCGUGAUAGGGAAAGAUUUCGAACACAGCUAAGGUCUCUUUAUAAGAUCUAGGUAAAGCCUGCCAUGUUUGAUACAUUUUGAAAAGACCGGUUUUCUCUCUUGAGAAAAGUAUAAAGCGAUCGAUAGGAAUUGGAAACUAAGCAUAGAAAUGGUCAUGCAUAAACGCUGCUUGUCUCAGUACUGUGUGACACGUUGUACCUUCAGGUUACUGCGGUCCAUUUCUAUCCAGCUGUGGCCUACUCGUGGACGUGCCAGUAUAACUCAUAAGCCUUAUGCUAUCAUAGCUUUCCUUAAAACCCAUGCGGACAGUUUCCGUCGGUAAGAAGACCCCUGUAGUCGACAGAGGGCCGGGCGGUCGGACAGACGGCUGCGCGGUCGGACAGACGGCUGCGCGGUCGGACAGACGGUCGGACAGACAGGGGGCCGGGCGGUCGUACAGGGGACCGGGCGGUCGGACAGGGGGAGGCGUGAUUGGAUAGAAAGCCGUCUGAGGAAAGCAGUUUCUAAAGGGCUAUUGUAUUUCUUUGAAAUGUGGAGUUUAGCUCUUACAUUUAUUUUAUUUUUUACUGUCACUUAUCAAAAUGUCCUCCACAAGGUAUGCUCUUGUUUAUGUGCGGCUCUUAAGGUUCUUGUGUGUUUCAAAAGGCCAAAGGAAAGGAUCAGGAAGACUCAUGGUUCAUAAGGGUUACUUUUUGUAAUGUGAUUUAUUUUGUUUUAUUAUUUUGCAUUGCAGUUACACAUACCACAGUGUCUCCCUAUCAUACAGUACUACACAAGCUGUCGAUAUCAACACUCUACUUUAUACAGACCUAUGUUUGUCCUGCAGACUGUUUUGAUACUGUUUCUAUGAAAUGUACUCAUUCUCUUGACAGAGGAAAAACCUCCUAAAAUAACCCUAUUUAUAUGAUAACCCAGUGCUGUAAUCAAGUGAGAAUCUAAUCUUGCCUUUUGCAUAGAGGUUUCUGUACCUACUGCAGAUAUAACAUUUUUGGGUAAUUAAGUCACUAUUUAAUUUUUUUGGGUUAUCGUUUCUAGCACUUAAGAAUAUUAAAAUGUGUACAAAAUAAUAUUUUUUAUUUUUUUUAAGAAUAUAAUUAUUUUCCGUCAUUAUCAUUACAAAUGUUAUAAAAGUCUAGAAAUCCAUCUGUAUAUUUCUGUUCCUGUAUAGCAACACGUUUCAUAAAUGGAAAUAUGUUCUCCGAAUAUUUAUUUACUAAUAUAUUUAUCUUUAAGCCAUGCCUUAUGUUCCGAGUGUAUGAACAUUUUGGAGAUAUUGGUUGAUUUUUAUUUUGAGGAAAAUCACUAACAUGAGACUUUGUAUAUACAUGGUAAUUGCACACAAGACAAUUAAAUCUCUAUGACCAAAAAACUGAUUUUAAAACUUUAGUAUGAUACAGUUUUGUAAUUAAAGUGUACAAAGAUCUGUAAAAUAUACAGUUUUAUUCAAGUAAAACUCAAGUUGUGGUGUGUUUUCUUCAACAGCAUGCACUGAUCAUUCAGUUCUAGUUUGGAACAAGAACUCGUUCGGCCAUCUUGCUUUUUGACCAAACAUUCUAGAAUUACCAAGCAACCAUUUAUUAUUAUAUUUAAAGUAUUAUGAUGGAGAAAAUAACCAAGAGGUCAGCUUACAAGGUGAGUGACAGCACAUGAAACACUUUAACUGGAAAGUUAGUCUCUAGACCGCCCUAUUUCCAUGGAUAGAGCAGAGAAUGUACAGUUAAUUCCCCAGACGGGAUGGCCUGAAAGUUUUAAUGUGAACACUGAAUUACUUAGAUUUUAUUCAAUACAUUUCCAAACAUCCGAAAAUAAAACUUUCUAUGAUUAGAACCUCAUAUUUGGGCUAGGUUUCCGGGUUUGGUAUUUGGUUUUAGGGUUUGGUUAUAGUGUUAGGGUUUCCUAUCUUGGUUAUGGUUUGUCUCGUAUUCUUAAUAU